Messenger RNA from Porites lobata, 3324 nucleotides. NCBI's taxonomy places the organism in Eukaryota, Metazoa, Cnidaria, Anthozoa, Scleractinia, Poritidae. The record is from the annotation of a GenBank genome assembly.
AUGGUUUACUUUGACUCCUGGGAUGAAUUUGCAGCGGCUGUUGAACAGCUAUGCAUCGCUGAACCUAAUAAGGUAAGAAUAUUUUAAUUCUGACAAGCUUUUCGAAGCCAGCCUUUAUUUAUAUUUCGCUGCACGUGUUUAAUUUUUUUAUGAAGCUACUUCAAGAUGACGUGUUGUUAAGUGAUUUUUUCUUUAUUUCAGUUUCGUUUUGUUAUAAAGUAUCGUCAUUGCGAUGGAAAACUUGUGCUCAAAGGAACUGACGACCAAGUUGUGAGUAUUUAUUUCUUUCCUACAAAAGUGACGCUAUCUUAGCUUAAGUUUGAAUUUUCCUCACAGUCCAAAACACCGAACACCGAACUCAUUAUUGGAAGUAAAAAUUGAUACUGGUUUUCAGCCCAGUUGUUAGGUUUAUUUAUUUUAUAUACCUGUCUAUGUAGCAAGCAGGUCACUCGCUCAGUACUGAGCAUUUAAGGUCGCACUUAAAAAAUUGUGAAAGUUUUGAAUGCAGGGUACUGAAGCGUAAAAAAUUUUUGAAAUGGUAUUUUAACAGUGCAACUUCUGUAACCCGGGCCACCUAGACACAGGUGACCAAUCAGUUUACAGGAAAAUAACAGUAUAUACCGAGAAAGUUACUCGGUCAAUCAUAAUUACUCGGAAAGAAAGUAAACAACAUGGAUCGAAUUUAGCUAGAUUAAGAAUACCCGUCCACUUACAUUGAACCAAGAAAAUCUGCCACUACAGUCCCAGAGUAAUCUAUAAUUUACACAUUUCAAUAAACGAAGUAAUGAAGUGAAACAAGCACACUAUACACAUGUACAUCUCAUGUAUCCGUCAUGUCUUUAAUCCACAAAUCCCAACCACCGCAGUUUAAAAUAAAUCUGCAGCCUUUUGUACUAAACUUAUUGGGCCAAAUAUUUAAACGUAACUUAGCCAGUGUUUAACAAAACAUCAUCAUUUUAUUGUGAACAGUUUGAUGAAAGCACAUAGAGAAAACUAGACAAGCAUUUAUCUUCUUAAAACAACCCACCAAAGAAGAGAUCUGGAAGUUCAAAGAUUUGUUAAACCGCAGAUUAAGUUAAACUUCAUUUAAAUAUUUGACCCAUUAUCCGGCAAUAUUUUGAGACUGCAGUUUAACGUUUUGUUCUUAACAUUCUUGUUCAUUGACUACAGGAUUACAGACCAAGGUAGCAGUCCAUUUAACUGCUUGUCUUUAACAUUCUUGUUCAUCAUUUUCAUGUAACUGCUUGUUUUUAACAUUCUUAUUCAACGACUUCGGGACCACAGUGUCAAGGUAGUAGUUCUGCCUCUAAGUGGUCAGGUAUUCCAUAAUUGCCCCCUUCUUUCUAUUUGCAAACACAUUUACUUAACAAUCUGGGACAACAGUCUCCCUCUUCCCCAGACAAUGUCGUUUUUGGGCCAUGGCAACAAAGGAAAUUACUUGUGAAUGUUUAAAUACAAGACUUGUCGAGAUGGAGAAAACGGUGUUUAAAAACAAGUCAAAAAGACACCAUACACAUGUUUCCAAGGCUAAAUACCUGUAGUAUUCUAUCACCAAUCAUAUGGAAAGGAGCAUUAAUCCUUAGCCCCAAUAAGCACACACAAAAUAAUUCUCUAGACUGAUCUUCAUACACUUCAGAAAUAAUUAGCUGAGACAAUUUUAUUUUGAUGAAUGACCAAAGCGUUUCCCCUUUGGUGACUGUUGUAUAACCUUUUUGCUUGAUAAGUAUUGUUGAUGUAAGGAGAAAAUAGGGUUCACACAGUCUUGGAAAAGUCCUUGAAUUUUAGGGAAAGUCCUUGAAAAGUCCAUGAAUUUUCUUCAACUUUGAAUGUGGUGGCCUGGAAAGUGUUUUUUGGUACUUUUUGGUUGUCCGAGACAAAAUAUAAAUCAUAGCUCAGAGAAUUUAAAGGUUAUUUACAUAAAGUGUUCAAUGUUUUAUGCAUUAAUUAACUAUCAAUUUAAGACAAGUGAACUGAAAAAUUUUUACAAGAUGGUGAAGCAAACAAUUCAAGCCCUUAAAGCCUUAUUAGAAUAGACUGGGAAGGUACAUUUAUGUACAGUCUGUGAAAUUAUGUUCCUAGAAGGUGGUCCUUGAAAAUCUAAUGUGGCCCUUGAAAAGUCCUUGAAAAAUGGUUGCAAUUUUUUGUUUGAACCCUGUACAUGUUAGGCACCCUUGGAAAUAAAAGGGUUAAGUUUGAAGUGCUCUCUUUUUCUCCUUAGCCAGGGGCGUCGCCAUCUUUUCAACUAGUUGUAGGCCUGGCUCACUUUCAUUUCCACAUAUCCUGAAAAUUGCACACAUGACUAGUACGCACUGACUUCACCAACACAUUGAAGCCUUAUUAAGCUUUUUAGCUCACCCCAACAAUGAAUAAUUUACUACAAGCAGUUAAGUGAUCAAACCAAAAGUUUGUAGGUCUAAGGGCUGGCUACGCUCCUGUUGCCCUUGUAACACAGGGGUUUCAAUAAAAAUUGAAGUAGCCAGCAGUUUGGAUAGAGUAACCGACUGUAUCAAAAAGGGGUGGUUGGUCCCCUUUUGUAGGGGGGGGGGGAGGGGGAGUCAAAGCGCGUUCUGCCCCAGAAAAUUUUGAAAUUUCAAAGCCCUAAAAAUGCGAUUUUCAGCGUUCUGGUGACUAAAUUUGAGAACAAAAGAGCGUCUUUUUCAUUCAAGAAAAUGUAGCUUUCAAUUUACCAGUCACACAAUCAAUUCCUACGAGUAUUGAACAAAUGAUGAAAACUAAAUUACGUGCUUUUGCACAUAAACAAAUUAUGCAUAAACCUGUAAGAAACUGUUGAAAAAAUGACUGAACUAUAGCGUUCACAUGACUAAAGCAUAACGUUCCUUUUCCUUUCGGAAAACAAAUCAUAAUUACGUUUUCAUUUAGAUUUUAUGAUAUAUUUUUUGUUUAAACCGUUAUUCAAACUAGUUGCUUCUUCUUUCUGUAAAAGAGUAGCCGACCUCUAUGAGCAAAGAAGCCGAUGUGUUUUGUCGGCCGUCGGUGCUUAUUGAAACCCGUGGUAACACAUAUCAUUUUAUCAAUAAUAAUUAUUAUUUUCUCUUACUCUUUCAGUGUUUGAAAUAUAGGACAGAACAUCAACAGGAUAUCAAGAAACUAGAGAAACUAAACAGUGUUUUAAUGAGGCAUGCGGUUGCCAAAUAACAGUAAAAAUUCCUGUUUAUUUAUAUCAACAACAAUAACGGAGCCAAGAAUGUUUUACGGAGAUAUGACGGAAAGCAUCCCAGUGCAAGUCAGAUCAGUAAAAAAUGUGAAAAGAAAAACAAUGUAUUUUUGUUCGCAAAUGACUGUGUAAUAAUGAUACCUUCCAUC